AUGGAGAUGGCCAAGGGCAGGUGUGCUGAAGUCCAGGCUGGAGCUGAGACAGUUGGGGAGGAAGGUGUUGUUGGGAAGUGGGGAGUGGUGGCCAGUGCCAGCAAGACAUCUCUUGCUCACUUGAUUGCAGAGGAGUCCAGCAAAGAAGGGAUGUUGCUGCUCAGUUUCUUCUUCAAAGCUGGGGAGCAAUCACACCCAGAUCAUUUGUUCAGUGGAAUGGCCCGAUCACUCGCAACUGUCAGGGGACAACACCUGCAUCCGCAUGUAGCCACAUAUCCCCUAUCAUAUCCAACACACAACCCAGCGUAUCGUUCCUACCUCAUAUCCACCAUCCAGGAAGACCUGACUCUUGCAACUGCCUCUUUCCCAAUGCAAUUCGAGAAAUUAGUGGUGGAGCCUUUCUGCCUGAAGGCAUUGCCUUCUGAUGGCCCUGGGAUGGUCAUUAUUGAUGCCUUGGAUGAAUGUGAGGAACAAGCUUUCAAAUACCUUGCCAAAAUACUUUGGGAACAGGUUCCCAAGUUGCCCCCAAGCAUCAAAUUCUUGGUCACCUCAAGGCAAUUUGGCCUUCUUGGUCCUUACCUCUCGAACCAUUCCAUCAUUGGUCAUCUCAGUAUUAAUCUCUCAGAUGAUACCAACGUUCGAGACUGCAAUAUGAUAAAUUGGUCCAAGACAAAACACCCAUCAUCCUCCUAUGAGGAUGCUGGAGGAGCUUCUUGA
Cantharellus anzutake is the source of this 717-nucleotide messenger RNA. RefSeq lists its product as uncharacterized. The transcript is spliced from 6 exons. The record is from RefSeq and is a predicted model, not a curated record. Lineage: Eukaryota; Fungi; Basidiomycota; Agaricomycetes; Cantharellales; Hydnaceae. Bases 1 to 717 code for a protein of 238 amino acids.